AUGGGGCUUUUGAUAGGACUUUUAAAACGAAUAUUUAAAUUGUUAUUAUAUUUUGCAUUAUUUAUUGUAGUUAUACUUGUUAUUCCUAAUUUGCCUCCAUAUACAAAGUUCACCAACAUAGAGCUCGAACCAACUCAGCCUAGAGUUGGAGUCCUAUCACCGAAUGAAGCUUUAAAUAAUGCACAACAGUUAUUCAAGGACAAAUUAAAAGGACCUGAAGCUUUUCGAAUAUUUGAUGGUGAACUUUACACUGGACUUAUGACCGGCGAAGUAGUUAAAAUUUCUCCUGGAGGUCAUAUCACAUUUGUUACCAAAAUAGGACAGCCUUGCACUGGCCUUUCUCAAGAACACAUUUGUGGACGUCCCCUUGGAUUUGAGAUAGAUGAAAAAAAUAAAUUAAUGUAUGUUGCCGAUGCAUACUAUGGUAUUUGGAAAGUUGACCUAAAGACCGAUAAAAAGCAGCUUCUUGUUCCACCAAACGUGGAAAUUGAUGGAAAACAAGCAAAAAUUUUUAAUAGCAUUGCACUGGACAAUAAUCGUGACCUGUAUUGGACUCACUCAUCUAGUGACUAUGACUUAAAAGAUGGUGCAAUGGCAGUGCUUUCUGAUCCAUCUGGGCGCUUACUACACUAUGAUUCAACAAAAAAUAUAAGCAAAGUCCUACUUGAUAAUUUGUGGUUCGCUAAUGGUGUUGUAAUUUCGCCAGAUAAUCAAUUUGUGUUAGUUGCUGAAACUAACAGCUAUAGAGUAAUGAAAUAUUACAUUAAUGGCCCUAAAAAAGGAACGUCAGAAGUGUUUAUAACAGGGCUACCAGGUGCUCCUGAUAACUUACGUGUUCUUCCUGAUGGCUCAGGUGUCCUUAUAUCUUUAUUUGUUGUUUUUGACAAUGAAAAUCCACUUAUUAGCCAAUCUUUGGCCAACACACCACUUGCUAGAAAAUUUUUGGCACGUCUUAGCCGCUUAAUUGAAAUACCAUUUGAAUAUCUCCAUGAACAAUAUCCACAUGUUGUGCUAGAGGACAUUAUAUAUAAGAUUGGUCACUUCUCAAGUAUAAGCAGUAUGUUGCCAAACAUCUCUGGAUUAUUACAAGUAGAUUGGAAUGGCAACAUUGUGGCAUCAUAUUUUAACACAGACAAUAGUGUUGAUCAUAUUAGUGAUUCUAUUGUAUAUAAUGAUAAGUUGUAUAUGGGUGGCCCACAUUUACCAUACAUUGCUUCAGUACCAGCUCCACCACUUUUAAAAAAAGCUUUCACUGAAAAUAAACCAUCCGGUGCUUCAGCUAUGAAAAGUGAAGAAAGUAAAAAAACUUCUCAGCCUAAAGUUCAAUCAGCUCCAACUGCAAAAGUAGUAAAGGGUACAGAAAAGGACAAGGUCAAAGUUGUCGACAUGAAGGAUAAUAAACCGUUAGUACAAAAGUCAUCUGAACCAAGUUCACCAGAAAAAAAGGCUAAAGUAGAUAGUGCACAAAUCAAUAAGGGAAACCAGCAACAAAAAGAAAAAAUUGUGACAAAACCAACAAAAAUAGAAAGUGAGACUAAACCAAAAUCUAAUGAACCUAAAGUAACUGGAGCAAAACCGAAUACCGAUCCUAAAAAACCAAUGACGAAUCAGAAUAAUAAUUUAAAGCAACCUGAAGAAAAACCUAAAGUUAUCUCUAAACAACUGGAUGAGAAACAGAAUAAACAAGAGAAAAUAGUCAAAGAUUCUAUAAAUAAAAGUGAUAAACCCAAAGUAGUUACCCCGGAAAAAGUACCUCAUGCAAAGUCCACAGAAUCUAAAGAUGAAGCUUUAAAAACUACAAAUGAAAAACCGAAAGUACAAAAGAAUAAAGAUACUGUAAAAAUGAAGACCUCACAUACGAAACAAACACCACAAAAUCCUGUACGAGAUCAAAUACCAGUCAAGGAAGAUAUUCCUUCUGACAGAAUAAAGCCCAAUGAAGAAACAUUAAAAGUGAUCAAGAAAAGCGGUCCCAUUGAGAUCCCAAACCCUAAUUAA
Messenger RNA from Parnassius apollo (apollo), 1998 nucleotides. Lineage: Eukaryota; Metazoa; Arthropoda; Insecta; Lepidoptera; Papilionidae. The record is from the annotation of a GenBank genome assembly.